Molecule: messenger RNA, 1084 nt
Organism: Ostrinia nubilalis (European corn borer)
Lineage: Eukaryota; Metazoa; Arthropoda; Insecta; Lepidoptera; Crambidae
Gene: Orc6
Product: origin recognition complex subunit 6
Exons: 6
Coding region: 109-987 (292 amino acids)
Biological process (GO): DNA replication; DNA replication initiation
Cellular component (GO): nuclear origin of replication recognition complex
Molecular function (GO): DNA binding
Source: RefSeq, a predicted model, not a curated record
CUGACAUACGUGUGGCGCGGAAUUUUCUAUUUAUUUUUUUAGAUACAGCAAUAAAAACGGUUGAUAGUUUAAUUAAUAUAAAUAUAAACUGAAAAUAAAUAAUAAAUCAUGGCUUCACAUAACAAAACUCUCAAUGUAUUAGCUACCAAACUUGGACUCAGUGAAGAAGAAAAAGUUGUCAAUAAAGCAGCAGAGUUUGAACGCCUUCUGCAGACCAAGUCAACGGCUGGAAGCAACAUGACUGAUACCAGCAAAACUGUGAUCUGUUUGGACCUGGCUGCUGGCAUAUUUGGAGCUGAUUUAGAUGUGAAAGUAGCCAUCAAAUACUCCGGCCUCAAGCCAGCAAUGUACACAAACUGCCGGAAGAUAGUGCAGAACCUUCUGGAGCUUAAUGAUGAUAAGCUUUCCACUCUGGUGGUCUGCAACACAUUCCAAUGCAGCAGUGUCCAGGCAUUGGCUGACAGGAUACUGGAGGAGUAUCAAGGACAGGCUAAAAUGGAAUUGGACAUGAAUCUACCCCAAUAUGUGUGUAUGGCUGUAUAUCAAGCUUGCAGAAUAAACAAAGUAAAACUAUCAAAGAGUAAAAUAAUAGAGAAGUCAAGACUGAAACCGGCACAGUGGGCCAAGUUGGAUGCGGACUGGACAAAGUUCGUAGACCAAAACUUUGCUGCCGCCAAGAAGAAGAGGGGCCGCCCGCCGAAGAAAGUGGGGGUGGAAAAUGGUGAAAACGAAAUCAACAUGGAAGUAGAUAUCCCCAAAAUAGAAGAGCCUUCAGAACCAAAGAUAGAACCUUAUGAAGACUGGAAGCGCCGCAUGCUAGAAGCAGCUUACAAAGAAUUGAAGAUGAAGGAAGCACAGAGCGUUAAAACUAUUAAGAGCGUAGAAAAAACGCCGAGGCGGUCGCCGCGGAAAACACCGCAGAAAUUUUCACCGUACAAAAGCCCUACGAAGGGAGCUGUGAGAUUAUUGUUCCCUUUAAAUAUGUAAUUUAUUAUUGUUUUUUACUGUUAAUCAAAAACUAUUAAUGUUAAGUUUAGUGUUAAGUUUAAAUUAUGCAUUUUAGGAAUGUCUCGACAUUAAUUUU